This is a messenger RNA of Metschnikowia bicuspidata var. bicuspidata NRRL YB-4993, 372 nucleotides long. RefSeq lists its product as uncharacterized. Bases 1 to 372 code for a protein of 123 amino acids. NCBI's taxonomy places the organism in Eukaryota, Fungi, Ascomycota, Pichiomycetes, Serinales, Metschnikowiaceae. The transcript is spliced from 3 exons. The record is from RefSeq and is a predicted model, not a curated record.
AUGUCUGGCUGCCUCGGAUGGCUCUGCGCGCGGCGGCUGUUGAGCGAGGUGUUUGUUGUGUGUAUUACCGCGCACAAGGGCCCUGUGCACUCCGGGCCACUUUUCUGCCUUGCAGGACGCACACUUGGAUACGAGGCUUGCCUGGGCUUUUGGCCAAAAGACUCGGGCGACUGGUAUGCGUUGCUGUGGAACAAGCGCGUCACGUGCUGGGCGACAUGUGAUCGGCCAGGUCGUGUCAUUGUUCAUUGUACUUCUAAAUUUUUCGAACUCAAUUGGGUAGUAGUUCUAAAUCCUGACGAUGCUCGAACGGGAACGUGCGACGUAAUUGCAGAUGGACAAGAACAUGGUGUUAUGAUAGUGAUCGUCGAAUGA